Messenger RNA from Elephantulus edwardii (Cape elephant shrew), 1233 nucleotides. It is a transcript of the gene DIPK1B, whose product is annotated as family with sequence similarity 69, member B. The record is from RefSeq and is a predicted model, not a curated record. The transcript has 4 exons. Bases 70 to 1233 code for a protein of 387 amino acids. Lineage: Eukaryota; Metazoa; Chordata; Mammalia; Macroscelidea; Macroscelididae.
GGCAGGCUCCCAGGCCUCAGGGGCAGGUACGUCUUCCUGGUCUGGCUGGGCGUCCUGGCGGGCAGCUGGAUGGUGUAUCUGCACUACUCGUCUUACUCGGAGCUCUGCCGUGGCCACGUCUGCCGGCUGGUCAUUUGUGACCAGUACCACAAGGGCAUCAUCGCGGGCUCUGUCUGCCGGGACCUGUGUGACCUGCACACUGUGGAAUGGAGGACCUGCCUGUCCUCGGCCCCGGGGCAGCAGGUGUACAGUGGGCUCUGGCAGGACAAGGAGGUGAUCAUCAAGUGUGGCAUUGAGGAGGCCCUGAGUGCCAAAGCCCGGCCAGAUGUGGCCCCCCGGCGGGACCUGGUGCUGUUUGACAAGCCCACCAGAGGCACCUCCAUCCAAGAGUUCCGGGAGAUGACCCUCAGCUUCCUCAAGGCGACCCUGGGGGACCUGCCAUCCCUGCCGUCACUGGUGGGGCAGGUGCUGGCCAUGGCCGACUUCAACGAGGACAGCCGGGUGUCACUGGCCGAGGCCAAGUCCGUGUGGGCCCUCCUGCAGCGCACGGAGGUCCUGCUGCUACUGGCGCUGCAGGGCAAGGACCACACGGCGCGGCUGCUCGGCCACUGUGGGGACCUCUACCUGACCGACGGCCGCCCACACGGCUCUGCCCAGGCCGCCGCGCUGCCCGCCCCGCUGCAGCCCCUGCUGCCCACGGCCAUGCUGCGCACCCUGCAGCAGUGGGUGGGUCCUGCCUGGCCCUGGCGGGCCAAGGUGGCCGUGGGCCUCCUGGAGUUCGUGGGGGAGCUCUUCCACGGCGCCUACGGGACCUUCUACAUGUGCGACACCACACUGGCCAACGUGGGCCACACGGCCAGGUACGAGUUCAAGAUGGCUGACCUGCAGCAGGUGGCACCCGAGGCGGCCGUGCGGGCCUUCCUGCAGGGCCGGCGCUGCGAGCACAGCGGGGACUGCACCUACGGCCGUGACUGCCGGGCGCCCUGUGACCGCCUCAUGCGCCAGUGUAAGGGUGACCUCAUCCAGCCCAACCUGGCCAAGGUGUGCGAGCUGCUGCGGGCCUACCUGCUGCCCGGCGCCCCCGCCGCCCUGCGCCCCGAGCUGGGCCGCCAGCUGCGCACCUGCACCACGCUGAGCGGGCUGGCCAGCCAGGUGGAGGCGCACCACGCGCUGGUCCUCAGUCACCUCAAGACACUGCUCUGGAAGGAGAUCUCCGAAACCAAGUACUCCUAG